AACUCCCGCUGAUCACGUCGCGUUAUGAUGACGUUCUCUUUUCACGUAAUUUCAUGAAGGUUGCAAAACAGUUGCGUCAGAAACGUGCGCAGUUGUUUCCAGAAAGGUGAUUGUCAAGCGCUGCUCUUUCGAGUGAUUCAGAGAACAUAUUGUGACCAUGUUGGUGGCGAGGCUGACAUGCCUGAGGAAUGUCCCGCUCGCCGGGCUCCGACCUGUGCUGUCUCAGAGUUCUCCUGCUCUGAGAACACCCAUCCUGAAGACCUACUCCCCUCUGCUAAGGCCCCAGCAGGGAUUAUCCUCCAAGGCCAGAUUUGGGUUCCGUCGUGUGAAGACAGCCAGAGACCAGUUCAAAGAUGCAGCUUUCGAACCAACAGAUACCGCCAUCAAAAUUGACAGCAUGGGAAGAAUGGUCCUUGCUGGAGGUGCAGCUGUUGGCCUGGGAGCUCUGUGUUAUUAUGGACUCGGCAUGUCCAAUGAAAUCGGUGCCAUUGAGAAAGCAGUGAUCUGGCCUCAGUAUGUGAAGGACAGAAUCCACUCCACCUACAUGUACUUUGCAGGCAGCGUUGGAUUCACAGCUCUGUCAGCUGUAGCAGUGAGCAGGACUCCGGCACUUAUGGGUCUGAUGAUGAGAGGAUCUUGGCUGGCUAUUGGAGCAACUUUUGCAGCCAUGAUUGGUGCCGGCAUGCUGGUCAGGUCCAUUUCAUAUGAGCACAGCCCAAUGCCCAAACACUUGGCUUGGAUGUUACAUGCAAGUGUGAUGGGUGCCGUCAUCGCUCCCCUCACUCUCCUGGGAGGACCUCUGAUGAUGAGGGCUGCCUGGUACACAGCAGGCAUCGUGGGAGGUCUGUCCACUGUGGCUAUGUGCGCCCCAAGUGAGAAGUUCCUCAACAUGGGCGGGCCAUUGGCUGUCGGCUUUGGGGUGGUUUUUGCUUCUUCUAUUGGGUCAAUGUUCCUGCCGCCCACCUCAACAUUCGGAGCAGGUCUGUACUCCGUAGCCAUUUACGGAGGCCUGGUCCUGUUCAGCAUGUUCCUCCUCUAUGACACACAGAAGGUCAUCAAGAGAGCAGAGACACACCCACUCUACGGCGUGCAGAAAUAUGACCCCAUUAACGCGUGUAUGGGGAUCUACAUGGACACUAUGAACAUCUUCAUGAGACUGGUGAUGAUUCUGUCAAAUGGUGGCGGCGGCAGAAGGAAGUAAACAACAUCAUUGUGACUUCAGCUUCAGUUUUCCCUUCCACAGAGCUGGACAAAAUCAAGUUUUGCUUUUAGCAGCAUUUUCCAGGUGUGAUCUCUUAGCAACAAGUCUUAUCUAACUGGUAAACAAACACGACUGCUUUGUAAAUGUGCAAGAAAGAAGACCACCAGACAAAUCGAAAGCUGUUAACUUGAUUGUGGAAGUAACUGAUUCAUCCUGAGGGUAACAGACAGGUUGAAAUGUGUAUGUCGGCGUAAUUUGUAUUCUUUGUUUUAUAUUUAUUUUACACUCGUAGGUGUUUCUGUUUUAAUGAGAAUGAAAGAGAGGGAUAAUCUAUGGUAAUACAACAGAAAUGCCACACGUCAACAAUAGACUUAUUCAGACUCGGUAUCAUAAAUAACAUGAUGUAUGCACUUUCUCCAUUAUACAUUGAUGUAGUUCUGUGAUGGGUUAAAGAGGUGAUAACUUGUUCUUAUAUUUUUGAGAAAAUAGACCCUUAUUUCAGCCAUGGAAUCAUUAAAUAAACAAGCAAAAAGUUGUCA
Messenger RNA from Notolabrus celidotus (New Zealand spotty), 1740 nucleotides. It is a transcript of the gene ghitm, whose product is annotated as growth hormone inducible transmembrane protein. The record is from RefSeq and is a predicted model, not a curated record. Bases 158 to 1201 code for a protein of 347 amino acids. The transcript is spliced from 9 exons. NCBI's taxonomy places the organism in Eukaryota, Metazoa, Chordata, Actinopteri, Labriformes, Labridae. Gene Ontology annotation, cellular component: mitochondrial inner membrane.